This is a messenger RNA of Vollenhovia emeryi, 6852 nucleotides long. Its product is annotated as ras-specific guanine nucleotide-releasing factor 1-like. Gene Ontology annotation, cellular component: plasma membrane. The transcript has 26 exons. Lineage: Eukaryota; Metazoa; Arthropoda; Insecta; Hymenoptera; Formicidae. Gene Ontology annotation, molecular function: guanyl-nucleotide exchange factor activity; protein binding. The record is from RefSeq and is a predicted model, not a curated record. Gene Ontology annotation, biological process: Ras protein signal transduction; positive regulation of GTPase activity. Bases 764 to 5431 code for a protein of 1555 amino acids.
GCGUGUCGCGAUAUAUAGGCGGAGGACGGAGCUUGUCGGUCGGUCGGUCGCCCUCGCGCGUCAGGCACGUCGCAACCCCCAACAUCGUAACGUCGCAGGUCGCCGGGUCUCCCGACCAUGAGAAGAGGAGCGUCAGGUGCCGUCGUCGCCGGCCGUCAUCACGGGACGUCGUUUCCGCCAGCGUCUACAUCACGCGCGUCCGCAUCGCCGCCCUGGUCGUACCGGAAAUAAAAAUCAGCGUCUAAGGAACCGUUGUCAACCGUUGGCGAAGGAGAGGACCGGAGCGAGGAAACCGGUGGCACGCGUCGACGAGCCUCUUCCGGUGCGAUCUCGCGGCCGCGGCCGAGAGGAAGAGGAAGAAAGAAGAGGGACAGAGGAGCCGUGUCGGCGACUCUCCGGGGAGACGUACGAAGCGGGUGGAAAAGAAAAGGAGGUGGUGAUUGCACGGCAUGCGGUCUUGAGAGCACGCACGAACAGGUGGCGAGGCGGGACCUCUCUCGCGGAGGACUCGGUGGCUGGCGAGAAAGAGGACGAGGAGGGAAGAGUGGAGAGACGCGUCGCGACGGAAUACGUGCAGAUACAACGGCACGGCCUCUGAUGAGUCCGCGACGUCUCCGGAACAAGAUCGAGACGCGUUCUCGGCGCUCAACAUCGAGGCGUUAUUUUCUACACUAUUAGAAACCGAACAAGGUAAACUGGACAAUCAAUCACCGCUGUGAGGAUCAACCGUGAGGAGACACCCUUCUGGUAGCGACCUGCAAUCAUGCUCAGUCCCAAGAUGCAAAAAACUGUGAGAGUAAAUGAUUCCCAGCUGAUCAUGAUCUCGGAGAAGGCACAUUACGAUCAUUCGCUGUCGGGAUACUUGUACAAGCGGACAGCUGACUCCACCAAGUGGCAGCAACGAUGGUUCGUUCUCUACCAGAAUCUGCUGUUCUAUUACGAGAACGAGACUUGCUCACGGCCCAGCGGCGUCGUUCUGCUGGAAGGCUGUUAUUGCGAUCGACUCAUCACCGCCAAAGGCAAAGAGCCGGAUAAACAGCACUGUUUCGCGAUAUCAUACAGGAGGGAGAACCAACGGCAAUACGAGCUAAAAGCGGCCACGGAGACGGACUGCAAAGCGUGGAUCGAUGCGAUACGAGAAGCUAGCUUCAACAAAUUGUCACUACAAAAGGAGGAGCUCGAGCAGAAGCACCUGCACCUGUUGCAAAUCGUCGAGAGCGAGAAAACGGCCAAGUGGCAGUACACUCAGCAGUGCGAGGAAUUGGCGUCGGAAAUAAAAAAACUCCGAGCGGAGCUAUGCGCCCUGAAAAAGGAGCUGAGACCUUCCGUGGUGCCGAUAUACGCCGGCCGACCGGCGGUUCAAAGAACCAUGUCCCAGGGUACCGGAAGUUUGUACAGCACAUUCCACCCGUACGGUAUCGGUUCCGCCGGUUGCUUCGCUCCCGGAUUGCGUGACAUCGCGGAGGGCUCCAUUGAGAUGCAAAAAGUUAAGAAGGUCCAGAGCUUCUUCAGGGGCUGGCUGUGCCGGCGGCGUUGGAAGCAGAUUGUUGAGCAGUACAUCAAGAGCCCGCAUGCCGAGAGCAUGCGCAAGCGGAACAGCCUGGUAUUCCAAAUGGUGGAGGUCGAGGAGGAGUACACGGAGCAGAUGGAGAUUUUAGUAAGCUGUUUUCUGAGGCCUUUCAAGAUGGCUGCCAGUUCAAAGAAACCCCCAUGUUGUCACGAGGACGUGAAUAGCAUAUUUUUGAAUAGCGAGACCGUGCUGUUUCUCCAUCAAAUCUUCCUGAAGGGUCUCACUUCGCGUAUGGAGAGCUGGCCCACUUUAGUUUUAGGUGAUUUGUUCGACAUGCUGCUACCGAUGUUAUCCAUAUAUCAAGAGUACGUGCGAAACCACCACUAUAGCCUUCAAGUGUUGACUGAGUGCAAGCAAUCGCCACCGUUCGUGGCGUUGCUCAAUAGGUUGGAGAACAAGACUGCCUGCCACGGACGAUCCCUCGAGACCUUUCUAACAUAUCCUAUGCAUCAGAUUCCAAGAUAUAUAAUUACUUUGCACGAGUUAUUGGCGCAUACGCCGUAUGAUCACGUGGAACGUAAGAGCCUCCAGAAUGCCAGGCAAGCGCUGGAGGACCUCUCGAGGCAAAUGCACGACGAGGUCAGCGAGACGGAAAAUCUGAGAAAGAAUCUAGCAGUGGAGCGAAUGAUUGUCGAAGGAUGCGAUAUUUUACUGGACGUUAAUCAGGUCUUCGUUAGACAGGGUACGCUCAUACAACUUGUGGACAAACCGCGCGGCGCGCGAAGCAGAUUGAGCGCAACGUUCGGUGGCAAAGCGAGCGACAGGGAAACUGUCAGACAGUGCUUCCUCUUCUCGAAUCAUCUGUUGCUCACGAUUCGUCAGUCCGACGACGACGGCCGAUUAAAUCUGGUUCCGCAAAUUGGCAAGAUACCCCUUUCCGACGCGGUGCUGAUUGAGGAUCCGAGCGAUCAGGGUGUCGUAGAUGACGAUGGACUGUCAGUAUGUUCGAUGUCAAGUGGCAUUAGCGAGAGCAGCGGAAGCGGCAGCGGCAGCGGGGCGUCCCAACUGCAGAAUCGAGAUUUCAAGAUUGUACUCGAUAUAAAAUCCGGUGGGCCACAGGUGACCGUCCAUCUCGUGGCGCCUACCAUGCAAGAGAAAGCGGCUUGGGUCAGCGACAUCAGUCAAUGUAUGGACAAUGUUCAAUUUAACGACCUGCUCCACGGAUCGCUGUCGGACACUAGCUCUGUCACGAUGCCGCAGUCCAUCCGGAACGACCCGAAGCUGUUUAAGGACGACGUAGACAUCAGGUUCAGUCGUACUUUGAACUCCUGCAAAAUACCGCAGAUUCGCUCCGCGACGCCCGAGCGGCUGCUGCAGCGACUGACCGACCUCAGGUUCCUUAGUAUCGAUUUCCUCAACACGUUUCUGCUGACGUACCGUGUGUUCACCGACGGCGUCACGGUGCUGGAGGCCCUCAAGAAAGUUUUUUACGAAGCCGAGCCGCCGGACUCGCAAGUACCCACCGGAUCCCUCGUAUCCUUAGAUGUAUUAGGAGUAAAUGCCAGCGAACUAUAUUCCGAGGACCGAAGGAAAAGUAGCUUUUCACCGAGACGAACUAGCGGUGCGAGCUCAGUAUCAGGAUAUGGAUCAGAAGUGAGCGACACUCGCGACGCGAAAUCCCACGGGUCCUAUGACGUUAAUGCCAGCGGAUACAAUUCGAAAUGGCGAUCUGGUUACAAAAAGCUGGAGGAGGAACAACCGCUCGGGCUCAUCUCCGAGGCCCCAGUCAUAAAACGCAGUCCAACGUCCAGUCCGUCGUUACAAUCUCCGGCCAUGCCGCGGAAAAUUAGUAUUCGCGUGGAUAACCAGGACAUCGAGAACGACGGGUGUCAUCUAACAAUACCGAAAGUAAUAGCCGUGUCGUCCAGUUCGGAAACACUUACAGACGUUACAGCAAUCAGCGCACCAUCCUCGCCAAGCAACUUGAGCUCUGUGACGCUAGUCGGUUCGACGGAAUCUGGAUCCGGAUCCGGAUCUGGAUCGGAUCCAAGCCCUCAAGAGGGAGGUACUUACUCACGUCGUGUCUCGGAAUUUGAAACACCUGUCACAACAGAAGAGUAUACAAAAGGAAUACAGUUUACUUAUGACGACAUACCAUCAUUAUCGCAAUCGGUCGAGUCUGGCAAGUCGGACACGCCGAAAACGCCGGACACGCCGAAAACGCCGAAAACGCCAAAGACACCGGACACCCAGAGAACGCCGAGAACGCCGAAAACACCGAAAACGCCGGACACACCGAGAACGCCGAAGACACCGAAAACGCCGGACACACCGAGAACACCGGACACGCCAAGAACGCCGGAGACGCCGAGAACACCGAAAACGCCGAAAACACCUGUCUCUCCGUUAGUAAAGGAGGCCAAGGAGAGCAAAGAAGAACAGGCUUUGUCGCUAUCGUCGAACGACGACGAUAGUGUAAAUUCUGUUAAACUAAUCAGCCAAUCGACGCAGCAGAGUCAACAGUAUUCGGAGCAUAGGGCAUCGAUUGCUUCCGCGCCAGCAUCCACCGGACCAAGGAGCGGCUCAUUCUCCGCCAUAUCUAAUUAUCGGGUAAGCAGGCGGUCGACGCAUGACGAUAUCUCGCAGCAGAGCAGCUAUCAGCCUGACAUUCAGGUUUCCAGUAAGGCCGGUGUGGUAAUAACCAGCUCUCGGCAGAGUCAUCGAAGCAUUGGACCUGAAUCUAUCUGGAGCAGCACGUCCACGGCGGCGACCGCGUUUGCUAUCGCGACCUCCGCCUCCAGCAAUCCACCGGACAAAGGGCCGCUGUCCGUGAACGACAGCCGUUACAACCGGGAUAGGAACAGGCGGAAGGAGUCGGUGAUGUCGACCGCCGCGACGAUGAGGGUGCUGAACGUCCUGAGGCACUGGGUAUCCAAGCACGCCCAGGACUUCGAGUUGGAUCAGAAAUUGAAGAGCAUGACCAUUGAGUUUUUGGAGGAUAUCAAUUACAGUCCCAACCUGCUGCCGGCUGAGCACAAGGCGGCCACUCAACUUCUGCGAUUAAUUACCAAAGAAGAGGCCGAGACCAACAAGGUCGAUCUGAAGAAAUUGCUAACUCCGCCAAUAAUUCCGAGUAAGGAGAGCAUCGAGACCCUAUCUGCCCUCGAGAUUGCCGAACAGAUGACGUAUCUGGACCACCAUAUAUUCAUCUCUAUCGCCAGCGAAGAGUUUCUCGGACAGGCGUGGAUGAAAACGGAUAAGGCGACUCGCGCGCCACAUAUUCUACUCAUGACGAAGAGAUUCAACGAAGUCUCGCAGCUAGUUGUUUCCGAGAUUAUUCGUCGCUCCAACAUGUCGGCCAGAGUCGCAGCUAUCGAGAAAUGGGCCGCGGUCGCCGAUAUCAAUAGGGUUCUGCACAAUUAUAACGGCGUGCUGCAGAUAUGCGCUGCGUUCACCAACAGCAGCGUGUACAGGCUGAAGAAAACUUGGGACAAGGUUUCUAAGACGACAAAGCAAACGAUAGAAAGACUUCAGCAUAUCGUUUCAUCCGACGGGCGGUUUAGAAAUUUGCGGGACGCCUUGCACCGAUGCGAUCCACCCUGUAUCCCUUAUUUAGGUCUUUACCUCACCGACCUCUCGUUUAUCGAAGAGGGUACUCCAAACGUUACCGAGGGUCUUUUGAAUUUCUCGAAAAUGCGAAUGAUUUCUCAUGUAAUCCGCGAAAUACGGCACUUCCAGCAAACUCCCUAUAAGAUUGAACUAGUCAUUAAGGUAACCAACUAUCUGCUGGACACCUCGCUUCUGGUGAACGAGAAGGAUUUGUAUCGCAUGUCCUUGGACCUCGAGCCCAGGACAUCCAGGUUGAGUAGUUCUACCUUGAUCGACCUACCACCUUCGGUCAGCCACGUGGCUACAAAGUAAAUUCGCUUCGUUCCGAAAUUCUGUGAGGCUACUCAACUCUAUCUUCAUUUCAAUGAACGAAAAAGGGAAGUCUAGACUCGAAGGGAUGAACUAUUCGUUGCGCUCGGCCGAUUGACGACGAUCGCGAACGCGACUCGUCGUGUCAUCAGCCCCGUCCACUUCUGUCCACCUUCGCUUGUAACGUGACGUCCGUUUACUUCCGUUGUCAUUUCGGUUUUAUUUAUUGCGACGUAUCUGCGCAAGAGUUACAUAAAUAAGCUCAACAAUGAUCUCACCGUCGCACAGAAUCGGCCUCGUGGGAGGAAAUUUCUUUGAUAGAUAUUACAAUUGCAGAAAAUUAUAACCAAAAUUGAAUUUCAACGUAACUUUCCAGAUUUACCGGAACUGCUACCGGUUGUCUCUUCUUAUUAUUUUUCCCUCUAUUAUUGCGACAGUUAAUUUUUAUUUCUACUUAAAAGAAACUUUAACAAAUAUCCCAUCUCUAUCCAAAGUUUGGAAAGAACUGACAAAGAAACUCGCAAAUUGUAAGAAAAGCAUUUACUAGUAACGUGUAUAGAUUACAGAAGAUUAAAUGCGUGACUGUAUAAAGAAAUCUGCUGAAGAUAAGAAUGCAAAAUAUUAAUAAUGAAUGUAGGAAGACUUUCUUGUAAUAACAUGAUUAUGCUUCAUCUCUUCGUGUUGUUGACAAAGUAAUAAUCUCACUCAGAAGUGUGGUCAGUUUGAUCUGUCCGAUAAAUGAUCCAUAUUUCACGGGAUAUCCGAAUUUUCUACAAAAUAAAGGCUGUUGUUAACACCGACGAGGUGAUCGCGGUGACGGUAACAAAGAACUGUUAUUGAUUUUAGUUUAGCUAAGCUCAAUCAAGCCAGUAUUAUUGCGCGAGGCGUAUAAGCAGUUUAAACGAGUAUACUUAAGAGAAUCGAUGAGAAGCGUGAAAGGCGAUUGGAAAUUACAUUCUGACAAUCAAUAGCAUAACGAUAUCGCUGUUCUUUCGUUCGUUCUAAUUGUUGCUACGAAUAUCAAAGCAAAGAAACUCGCUUGUCAAACGGCCGAAGACCGGCUUCGAUCUUGGACCAUUAGUUUUUGAAAAUGUACACGUCAGCAUCGCAACGUCUCGUUUUCGUUAAGCGAUUUGUUUUAACGUGUUCUUGAAUUUUCGACUCCAGCAGCGUCCUGAUUUGGAUGUUUACGGUUGAAACGACAAUUGUAAGUCCGAAACGUACAAAGCUAUGCACAAGUUUUCUCCGUUUGCCAAGCGAGGUGUAAAUCUUACACAAAAGGGUAUACAUAUCAACUAUAUUUAACAUAAUUCCAGAUCAGUGUCUCUCUCUUGCCCGCCUCUAUAUUUUUAUUCAACAUUUAUACCAAUAGCAAGACAGGACCAGAUAGUUUGGAACUGGAAUUCCGUUCACACACACACACA